Messenger RNA from Peromyscus californicus insignis, 1739 nucleotides. It is a transcript of the gene Ssbp2, whose product is annotated as single stranded DNA binding protein 2. Bases 77 to 1186 code for a protein of 369 amino acids. NCBI's taxonomy places the organism in Eukaryota, Metazoa, Chordata, Mammalia, Rodentia, Cricetidae. Gene Ontology annotation, biological process: positive regulation of transcription by RNA polymerase II. Gene Ontology annotation, cellular component: nucleus. The record is from RefSeq and is a predicted model, not a curated record. The transcript has 17 exons. Gene Ontology annotation, molecular function: protein binding; single-stranded DNA binding.
GGGGACGGGGCUGUUCCCGGGGAGGCUGUGAUGGGUUGACAGGUGCGUGACAGUGGGAGCUGCUCUCGGCACAAGCAUGUACGGCAAAGGCAAGAGUAACAGCAGCGCCGUCCCGUCCGACAGCCAGGCCCGGGAGAAGUUAGCGCUCUACGUAUAUGAAUAUCUGCUCCAUGUAGGAGCUCAGAAAUCGGCCCAAACAUUUUUAUCAGAGAUAAGAUGGGAAAAAAACAUCACAUUGGGGGAGCCGCCAGGAUUCUUACAUUCUUGGUGGUGUGUAUUUUGGGAUCUCUACUGUGCAGCUCCAGAGAGACGGGAAACAUGUGAACACUCCAGCGAAGCAAAAGCCUUCCAUGAUUAUAGUGCUGCAGCAGCUCCCAGCCCCGUGCUAGGAAACAUGCCCCCAGGAGAUGGCAUGCCAGUAGGUCCUGUGCCACCAGGGUUCUUUCAGCCUUUUAUGUCCCCUCGGUACCCUGGAGGCCCAAGACCCCCACUGAGGAUACCUAAUCAGGCACUUGGCGGUGUCCCGGGAAGUCAGCCGUUACUCCCCAGUGGAAUGGACCCGACCCGACAACAAGGACAUCCAAAUAUGGGUGGACCAAUGCAGAGAAUGACUCCCCCGAGAGGAAUGGUGCCCUUAGGACCGCAGUCUGACCCUUGGUUAUCAUUACAGAACUAUGGAGGUGCAAUGAGACCCCCACUGAAUGCUUUAGGUGGCCCUGGAAUGCCUGCAAUGAACAUGGGUCCAGGUGGUGGUAGACCUUGGCCAAACCCAACAAAUGCCAAUUCAAUACCGUACUCCUCAGCGUCUCCUGGGAAUUAUGUAGGUCCUCCAGGAGGUGGAGGGCCACCAGGAACGCCCAUCAUGCCUAGUCCAGCAGAUUCAACCAAUUCUGGAGACAACAUGUAUACUUUAAUGAAUGCAGUACCUCCUGGGCCUAACAGACCUAAUUUUCCAAUGGGCCCUGGGUCCGAUGGUCCCAUGGGUGGACUAGGAGGGAUGGAGUCCCACCACAUGAAUGGUUCUUUAGGCUCAGGAGAUAUGGACAGUAUUUCCAAGAAUUCUCCCAAUAAUAUGAGUCUGAGUAACCAGCCGGGCACCCCAAGAGACGACGGUGAAAUGGGGGGAAAUUUCUUAAACCCUUUUCAGAGUGAGAGUUACUCCCCCAGCAUGACCAUGAGUGUGUGAUCCAUUACCAAGUCUCCUCAUGAAAAGCAUCGUGAGUCAGCCCUUCACAGAACUACUACGGAAGAAAACUGCUCAUCAGUGUACGGUUAAAGGAAUCCCAGUCAACCAAACCAACCUUUUAGCUCCUGCUCUCCCCAUUUUGUGAAGAAAGCGGGUCCAAAUGUGAUUCAAACAACUGUACGGAGUGGCACAUUAGAAUUGCCCUAAACUGAACUGCAAAUAAUCAUCUGUGUAUGUAUAUGUGUGGGAAAGAGAAUGUAUCGUAUAUGCAGAUCUAUAUGCACAUAUACGCAUACAUGCAUUGACCCACAGGACAUUGUAAGAUAUUAUCACAUGACAUCUUAGUAGAAGUAAGUAGGGACUUUUAUUCCAUCCUUUUUUUCACGUUUACAUUUUAAUUAUUAAAGGUUGCUCCUGCCCCUCCCUGAACUAUUUUGUGCUGUGUAUAUCACUGCUUUAUAUAAGUUAUUUUUUAAGGUGAACUCAGAUGUUAUGGUUUUGUAAAUGUCUGCAAUCAUGGAUAGGAAUAAAAUCGCUUAUUUGAGAGCUUUCA